AUGGGUGUACCUGUUGUAACAACUGAAUCUGCAAAAGAAUGUGAUGGUGGACCAGCUAUUGGUGUUAUUGAGCUUGGUGUCACUCCAAGCGCCUUCCUUUUCCGAGUUGCAUUGCCUGGUAUCAGGAAUGAUCUAAGUAAGGUGCAAUGUGAGGUCCAAUGUGAUGGAAAGGUUCUUAUACAGGGUAUUGUAACAGAAGGCACUGGACUGACACAACAAUCAGUGAGCAUAUGCCAGACGAAAGUUCAGCAAAUGUCCUCUCCUGGGCCGUUCACCAUUUCCUUUAAUCUGCCUGGACCAGUUGAUCCCCGAUUAUUUUCUCCUAGGUUCCGUCGUGAUGGCAUUCUGGAAGGGGUGGCUGUGAGAUUCAUUAGGCCAAGUGAUCCAGCCAAUGGCUGGUCCCUACCUUUUUGA
Molecule: messenger RNA, 414 nt
Organism: Theobroma cacao (cacao)
Lineage: Eukaryota; Viridiplantae; Streptophyta; Magnoliopsida; Malvales; Malvaceae
Product: increased DNA methylation 3
Cellular component (GO): nucleus
Source: RefSeq, a predicted model, not a curated record